AUGGCGUCUUCUCGCGCGAGCUCGGGCCAGUCAGCUCCCCUCCUCUCUCAAGACCUACAGCUUAGUACUGCCGUUGGGUUUCAGCAACAAGGCACAGUCGACUGGACCAAAGUCCUCAGCGGUAGUGUCGCUUUUUCCGUCGAUGUUUUAUCAAGGUUAUCAAAGGCUGGCAUCGAGGCUUUCACUAUCUACGCUGCCAGGGCGAUCUUUUCCAACGUCAAGCUCGGUCCAAAUGGCGAAUUACGUCUCCAUCGAGCCCUUGAUAAGAUCAGCGCUUUUCCAUCAUUCGGCAAAGCGCUCUGGUUUGGGUUCGGGGUCAAGCAUAUCAUAUGGAGUAUGCAGGAAUCUGCCGAGGGCUUGAACUGUCUUGGUAUCUGUGCCUGUCUCACAGAAGGAUUCUCGACGACUGUUGCCGCAAAGGUUAUACGAGAGCUCUUUCUCCUGUAUGAUCCACCGGCUGAGCUUACACCUGCGCUGAGGCAGUGGAUUGCACUGGUUGAAUCCUCUGGAGGAUUGCUUGCCUCGUCAGAGUUCGGUUUAGUGUUACAUGGUCUCACCAAGCUCUGUCUCAUGGACGGUCAACGUAAUCUACGAAGUUCUGGAUCGCCGAAGGAUAUUGCGUUAGUGUUGAAGGAAGUUUUCGAAGUCUCAGGCGGACGCCUUGAUCGUCUUUUCUUGUCCGGCGGAGCAGAUUGCGCCUGGAUUGCCGCCGUAGCCCACUGGCUUCUGGACCUUCGAGUCGAGGUCCAGCACCAAGACGCUCGGAGUACUGGUGCUUGCUUGGGCUCCGCCGCACGCAUCUUUCUGGCUGCCAUGAGAGAUGGUGAGGGCCACAUGGAGUUCUUAUCAAAUAGAGAUCCACGAGCCUCUUUUCCUCCGGUAUCAGAAUCUAGUUAUGGAAGGGGAUUCUAUCUGCUAACUCGUCACCUUCUCCCGGAACUCAGGCAAACCCCGGUCUUGCACCACACAAUGGAGGCGGCUUUGAACAAAGGAUAUCUCGAAGCCGCUCAGCAAUUUUCUCAAUCAUUUACUUCUUUGCGUCAGAGAAAUAUUCUCAUCACCUCAAAUUUGCCAGACUACGACCCUGUGGAUCACGGCUUGCUGAGAUCUUGGCCGCCUGGUGGUGUUCUCAUGGUGGCACAGACCCUUUUAGCAGGACGACAGCAUGAUGUUGUUUCGGGCAGUGGUUAUCUCGUUGCAGUCUCACACAGUGGUCUUUGUUUCUUUCUGAAUACAUUGACAGAGAUUACAUCUGAUCCGCAAAGAGCCUGUGUUGUGACAGCUGUCCCUGGUAGGAUCGAGUGGAAGAACUUCCUGUACGACAUGGUACGUGAUCAGGGAUUCGAAACGGCUAGUACGCCAGAGAAGACAGGGUACGAUGCAAUCUCCAUGUCGAGUAUAACAAACUAUGACAACCUAGCUGAUACUUCGACGCCCGGGCUCAACGCCGAACUUCUCAUCGACGAGAUAUUAAGGGAAAACACUAGCCUUCAUGCCAGCUACAGAAUUUCCACCGCAGGAUUUCCCGGUCGGCAUUUCUCAAUGGGGGCCUCUGAUAUUUGGCAUAAGCUAAAUAGCGCAGUCACUUCUGCAAACUGCGAGGGAGAGACGUGCGGUUCUCUCAACGGCUUCGAAUCCACCCUUGUUGAAGGAGAUGGGCUGCUUCCUUUGACUGGUUUACCGACGCUGCUCCCUCCCAUCACACGCGUAUUGUCCACAAAAGACCUAUCUGUCUGGGUUGCCCUUUCGCAGAGCUAUCUUCCCCCAACCGCUGAUCCUAUGAGAGCACAAAAGCUUGGCCUUGGAGAAUCUACCAAAUUGCCCAAGCCUCUCACCAAUUAG
This is a messenger RNA of Fusarium tjaetaba, 1842 nucleotides long. RefSeq lists its product as uncharacterized. Lineage: Eukaryota; Fungi; Ascomycota; Sordariomycetes; Hypocreales; Nectriaceae. The transcript is spliced from 4 exons. Bases 1 to 1842 code for a protein of 613 amino acids. The record is from RefSeq and is a predicted model, not a curated record.